UUCAAUCCAUUCCGUCGCUGUCCUUCAAUACCUUCGACCAAGUGGCUUAUGCUUAAUUCGUUGCUCAAGCGGUAGGCAGGCCACUGCUUGAUUUUAAACGCUCCGAUUGACAUCAUUCAUUCCAUCCCAUCACAACAACCACCACCACUACAGCCGGCACAAACAUCACCACCACUCCCACUCAUCCCCGCAUCUCCCUCGCAACGCGUUGAGCUAUACCUCCAACAAACUCGAUAUCUAUACAACCCUUCUCAAAAAUGUCCGCCUCACCCUCCGCCUCGAACCCAUCCCUCACCACAUCCGCCUACAUGGUCUCCUCGCGCGAUCGGUCCUACUCCUCAGCCUCCGACGACGACAUCGCCUCCCUCCCCUCCGAAUCCACCUCCGCCUCCGACCUCGAUACGCUUUCAGAUUACUCCGACGCGGAGGAGGAAUGGCGCGAGAGUCUUGAGCAGCUAGAGAUGCUUUUGACCAUGGUGUUUGUUCCGUUCGUGGGAAAAUACCUCGGCCGGAAAUGCGCUUACUGGAGUUGGACGAGAUUCAUGGAAUGGAAGUACCCCGUUGAGGUGGUCGUGAGCAACAAGGCUGCGUUCAAGGGAGCCGGGGCAGUGGGGGCACUUUCCCCUCUGUGAUUGAAGUUGUCGUUUUGGGGAAAACAUUUACAUUCUGGAGUCCUUGUGGGCAUUACUCUGGAGGGAUUAUACCUUGCUGCAUCCCAAGUGGGCUCGCGAGCUUGCAAUAUUGGCAAGUUAGGCAGGCAGGCUUUUGGCAGAGCAACCCCCCCCCCCCUUCAGAAUGAUUAGAACAGAGGACGUUGGACGUGUGGCGGCCCGGGAUGUGGUCACCUGGUAUUUUGCGCUCAAAAUCUUUUGUGAAUAGGAUUGUCUUCUGGGACACAUUGGUUUGAUUUUCGUGUUGAGUUUAUAGCAUAGCAUAAUUGUCUUAGAG
This is a messenger RNA of Aspergillus homomorphus CBS 101889, 948 nucleotides long. RefSeq lists its product as uncharacterized. The record is from RefSeq and is a predicted model, not a curated record. Gene Ontology annotation, cellular component: mitochondrial outer membrane. The transcript has 2 exons. Gene Ontology annotation, biological process: protein insertion into mitochondrial outer membrane; mitochondrial outer membrane translocase complex assembly. NCBI's taxonomy places the organism in Eukaryota, Fungi, Ascomycota, Eurotiomycetes, Eurotiales, Aspergillaceae. The coding region runs from base 258 to 632 and encodes 124 amino acids.